GACGUCAGACGAGCUCACGGCAUAUAGUAUAACGGGUGUACAAGACAAGACGCGCGUGCUCAUUCCCUACUCCAUAGUUCCAUGUUCUGACACAUCAACAUCGCUCAGCUGUAAGGAAUAUCAAGUGAUCGAAGAGUUGCAAUCAAGGGUGACGUCGAAACAAGUUUGACAGGGGAUGGACGAUAAGGCGGAGACAGUGCGCCUGCAGCCGGUGUCCGAUUCGGCCGAGUCUUCUUCACCUAUCCCUACCAAAGCGGAAACCGAAGAAGAUUAUGAUCCACAUCUACAUCGGCAGCUUUCUAAGCCAACGAAUAAUAUCGAGACGUUAGUGCAUCUUCUGAAAUGCAGUUUAGGAACUGGUAUAUUGGCGAUGCCGCAGGCGUUCGCUCGCGCUGGACUCGUCACCGGAAUAAUAGCCACUGUGCUGGUUGGCAUACUCGUCACACAUUGCCUGCACGUACUCGUCCGGUCGCAAUAUGCGGCGUGUAAACAUCUGCGAGUGCCGCUUCUGUCGUAUCCCGAUUCUGUGGCGACGGCUCUGGGUUGCGGGCCGCAUGCACUACGUCGUUUCGCUCGCCCCGCCGCCCUGGCCGUCGACAUCUUCCUCGUUGUCUACCAGCUUGGAAUCUGCUGUGUUUACAUUGUAUUCAUAGCUGAUAAUAUCAAAAAGGUAACUGAUUCAUAUUACGUAAUGGCUCCCGAGAUUCACAUGCUAAUAAUCCUCGGUCCUCUGAUAGCGUUCAACUUGAUACCGAGUCUGAAGCUGUUGGCUCCGUUCUCCGCGCUUGCCAACGUGAUGACCUUCGUCGGUCUCGGCAUUGUCAUCUAUUACCUGGUGAUCGGAAAGAAAGCCAGUGCAAAGGACAUGCCGCUCGAUUUAUGGGGAUCAAUUGAAACAUUCCCUCUGUUCUUUGGAACGGUAUUAUUUGCACUCACUGCCGUCGGUGUUGUAAUAGCCCUGGAGAAUAAUAUGAAAACACCGAAAGCCUUCGGUAAACCAUGUGGAGUACUAAACGUCGGUAUGACCAUAAUAGUUCUGCUGUACGUAGCGGUAGGAGCUCUCGGCUACGUGUACUGCGUGUCUGAUUGCAGAGAUUCUAUAACACUUGAUCUGCCAGAGAAGGACCCAUUAGCGACAAGCGUGAUGGUGAUAUUCGCCAUUGCUAUCUUCAUAAGCUACGGCUUACAUUGCUACGUGCCAGUUGAAGUUCUAUGGAAGGGCUACUUGUUACCGAAGCUUGAGGGCUCUUCGUCGCAAAAAGUGCGACUUUACGAAUACGCAUUACGAGUUGCACUAUGUUUACUUACUUUUGUGCUGGCGGUAGCUGUACCACGGCUGGGACUGUUCAUAUCCCUAUUCGGAGCGCUUUGCCUCUCCGCGUUGGGAAUAUGUUUCCCAGCAUUGAUGGAAGUCUGCGUUACAUUCCCGCAACGAGCAAGCGCCGCGAGGAGCAUUCUAUUCGGAAAAGAUGCAAUUUUAUUCAUAAUAGGCGUUAUUGGUCUGCUCGCUGGUACAUAUACUGCUUUGGACAGUAUCAUCAGAUCAUUCUCAAGCACCGCUAACGCUUGACCUACCAGCCCUUAGUUCAGCUGUCCCCUGUUAUGUGGUGUCACGCUCUCGUUGACACAUAUCAAUUAAAUAACUUUUUAUUUGUA
This is a messenger RNA of Vanessa atalanta (red admiral), 1656 nucleotides long. Its product is annotated as proton-coupled amino acid transporter-like protein CG1139. The record is from RefSeq and is a predicted model, not a curated record. The coding region runs from base 176 to 1570 and encodes 464 amino acids. The transcript is spliced from 9 exons. Gene Ontology annotation, biological process: amino acid transmembrane transport. Gene Ontology annotation, molecular function: amino acid transmembrane transporter activity. Gene Ontology annotation, cellular component: vacuolar membrane. NCBI's taxonomy places the organism in Eukaryota, Metazoa, Arthropoda, Insecta, Lepidoptera, Nymphalidae.